Messenger RNA from Oncorhynchus keta (chum salmon), 2917 nucleotides. RefSeq names its product heat shock 70 kDa protein-like. The record is from RefSeq and is a predicted model, not a curated record. NCBI's taxonomy places the organism in Eukaryota, Metazoa, Chordata, Actinopteri, Salmoniformes, Salmonidae. Gene Ontology annotation, molecular function: ATP binding; misfolded protein binding; ATP hydrolysis activity. Gene Ontology annotation, cellular component: cytoplasm; blood microparticle; vesicle. Gene Ontology annotation, biological process: cellular response to unfolded protein; protein refolding. The transcript has 2 exons. The coding region runs from base 221 to 2155 and encodes 644 amino acids.
CUCUCAUUGGGCAAUGUAGUCCGAGCGUUCGAGAAAUGUCUAGAAAUCGUAAGUUAUUUCUUUUUAGGCAAUGGGGAUGGUAUAUAUUCUGGUGAAGUACAUUCAGAUUCAAUCAUCGACCCGACGAGAAUACUAAAGGGAAAAGAAAGCAAGAAAAGAGAAGAGCCACGUUCGAAAGACCUCUACAUUCAUAAACUGCAACUAACUCCAAACCAUCAAGAUGUCAUCAGCUAAAGGCCCGUCUAUCGGCAUUGACCUGGGCACCACCUACUCCUGUGUAGGGGUGUUCCAGCAUGGCAAAGUGGAGAUCAUCGCCAACGACCAGGGCAACAGGACCACGCCCAGCUAUGUGGCCUUCACAGACAAUGAGAGACUCAUCGGAGACGCAGCAAAGAACCAGGUGGCCAUGAACCCCAACAACACCGUUUUCGACGCCAAACGCCUGAUUGGCCGAAAGUUCAACGAUCAGGUCGUGCAAGCUGACAUGAAGCACUGGCCCUUCAAGGUGGUCAGCGACGGAGGAAAGCCUAAAGUUCAGGUCGAUUACAAAGGUGAGAACAAAUCCUUCAACCCAGAGGAGAUCUCCUCCAUGGUCCUGGUGAAGAUGAGGGAGAUCGCUGAGGCUUACCUGGGCCAGAAGGUGUCCAAUGCAGUCAUCACAGUCCCUGCCUACUUCAACGAUUCACAGAGACAGGCCACUAAGGACGCUGGAGUGAUCGCUGGGCUGAAUGUGCUGAGGAUCAUCAACGAGCCCACGGCGGCAGCCAUCGCUUACGGCAUGGACAAAGGCAAGUCCAGGGAACGCAACGUCCUGAUUUUUGAUCUGGGUGGGGGCACCUUCGACGUGUCCAUCCUGACCAUCGAGGAUGGGAUUUUUGAGGUGAAGGCCACAGCUGGAGACACUCACCUGGGCGGGGAGGACUUUGAUAACCGCCUGGUCAGUCACUUUGUGGAGGAGUUCAAGAGGAAACACAAGAAGGACAUCAGCCAGAACAAGCGGGCUCUGAGGAGACUGAGGACAGCCUGCGAGAGGGCCAAGAGAACGCUGUCCUCCAGCUCCCAGGCCAGCAUUGAGAUUGACUCCCUCUUUGAGGGCAUCGACUUCUACACCUCCAUCACCAGGGCUCGUUUUGAGGAGAUGUGUUCUGACCUCUUCAGGGGAACACUGGAGCCUGUGGAGAAAGCCCUCAGGGAUGCCAAGAUGGACAAGGCCCAAAUCCACGACAUCGUCCUGGUCGGAGGCUCCACCCGGAUCCCCAAGGUCCAGAAGCUCCUACAGGACUUUUUCAACGGCCGAGAGCUAAACAAGAGCAUCAACCCAGACGAGGCGGUGGCCUAUGGCGCUGCCAUCCAGGCGGCCAUCUUAUCUGGCGACAAGUCUGAGAACGUCCAGGACCUGCUGCUGCUGGAUGUGGCUCCCCUGUCCCUGGGCAUCGAAACCGCCGGAGGUGUCAUGACCACCUUGAUCAAACGCAACACCACCAUCCCAUCCAAACAGACCCAGACCUUCACCACUUACUCCGACAACCAGCCCGGGGUCAUGAUCCAGGUCUACGAGGGAGAGAGAGCCAUGACCAAGGACAACAACCUCCUGGGGAAGUUUGAGCUCUCUGGGAUCCCCCCUUCCCCACGAGGAGUCCCUCAGAUCGAGGUGACCUUUGACAUCGACGCCAACGGCAUUCUGAACGUAGCAGCGGUGGACAAGAGCACGGGCAAAGAGAACAAGAUCACCAUCACCAACGACAAGGGCCGGCUCAGCAAAGAGGAUAUUGAGAGGAUGGUGCAGGACGCUGACAAAUACAAAGCUGAGGAUGACGCACAGAGGGAGAAGAUUGCAGCCAAGAACUCCCUGGAGUCAUACGCCUUCAAUAUGAAGAGCAGCGUGGAGGACGACAACAUGAAAGGCAAGAUCAGCGAGGAUGACAAAAAGAAAGUGAUAGACAGGUGCGACCAGACCAUUUCCUGGUUGGAGAACAACCAGCAAGGCGACAAAGAGGAGUAUGAGCAUCAGUUAAAGGAGCUGGAAAAAGUAUGCCAGCCUAUCAUUACCAAGCUAUACCAGCAGGGAGGGAUGCCUACAGGUUGCUGUGGAGAUCAGGCACGGACCAGCUCUGGUGUCAGCUCCCAAGGCCCAACCAUUGAAGAGAUUGACUAAAGUGAGGGACUUGUAUAAAGGACUUUUCAAAAUGUAUAAUUAUCACUGAAUACAAUUUGCUAUUCAGGAAAUACUUUGUACUUGUACUUAUUUCUACUGGUUAAAAUGUUAAUGCAUAGCCUCCCGGGUUAAUGCAUAGCCUCCCGCGAACCAGAGACUGGGUUCGCGCCCAGGCUCUGUCGUAACCGGCCGUGACCGGGAGGUCCGUGGGGCGACGCACAAUUGGCCUAGCGUCGUCCGGGUUAGGGAGGGUCUGGCCGGUAGGGAAAUCCUUUUCUCAUCGCGCACCAGCGACUCCUGUGGCGGGCCGGGCGCAGUGCGUGCUAACCAAGGUUGCCAGGUGCACGGUGUUUCCUCCGACACAUUGGUGCGGUUGGCUUCCGGGUUGAAUGGCGCUGUGUUAAGAAGCAGUGCGGCCUGGUUGGGUUGUGUAUCGGAGGACGCAUGACUUUCAACCUUCGUCUCUCCCGAGCCCGUACGGGAGUUGUAGCGAUGAGACAAGAUAGUAGCUACUAAAACAAUUGGAUACCAUGAAAUUGGGGAGAAAACGGGGUAAAAUUAUAAAAACAAAGAAAAUAAAAUGUUAAUGCAUUUUUAUGGCUCAGUGCUAUUUAGGAAGUGCUUUAUAUAUUUAUUGGUUGUACUGUAAAGAUGACAAUAUAUAAACAUACUGAAUGAUAAAAGAAAACACACUGAUGUAAAUCUGUUGUUUCAUACCAUAUUUCAUUGCUGGACAUUGCAAAUAAAAUGUAUUGAAAUAAA